AUCAAACAACAAGAACCAAUAAAAACCGUGCAUCGAGAACAUGAAGAACAGAAAAAAGGAAAGAUGUUCAACCUAUGCAGCCUGGCUGUGUGCAUGCGUGUACAAGAAUCGAGAAGCUCGAAAGAAAGGAAAAAAAAAAAAAAGAUCCCGAGGAGGGUGAGAAAAAAGGCUCGCAAAAAAUGCCCAAAUGGCAAGGGCGACGGCGACGGCGACGGGGGUGUUGAGUUUUGCUGACUGCCACAGUAGAAAAAUGAGAAAGAAAGACUCACAAGCGGCUGACAAGUGGCAGCUACGAUGCUACACCACUCACAUGUUUAGGCGCAGGGAUAAAUCAAAACAAAAAUAGAGACAAGGCCUUGGAGCAAGAUCAACGCUUUUGAAAGCAUCUAGUCUAGUGUGCGGUAUUGGACAUGCAAGGUGCUGAGAAGUGGAAACUUUUCAUCGUCAACGGCGUGUCUCUUCCUUGCCGCCCAGUCAAAGGAGAAGAAAAACUCCCCAAACCAAAGAAAAUCCGGGGAAAAAAAGAGGGGGCAGGGAAGCGAAUCCUACAGUAACUGCGGAACUGCUGGCGAUAAUCACUUGCUACAAAGGUACUAGCAGUUGGGUAGCAUUCAAAGGAAUAAAGGCAAAUUCAAAUCCAAAUGGUUGCAGUGCAUAUGCAGAGCAUUAUAGCCUACCCGCAAGGCACAUCGAAAAAGGGCUAAAGAAGAAAGAACUAGCACCAGCAGAGCAGCCCAAAGAGCAGGUCAAAGGGAAAAAUCGGAGCAUCCCACGCAAAACUGCCUACAUGGUAGACUAUAAGCCUAGUAGAUACCCCAUGGGCAGGUUGGAUUGCGGUCUAGUCUCUUUGCGGGGUGUUACGCCGUUGCAGAAAAAAUGCUUCUCCGCGUUGGCGACUGAGGCGAUUAGACUGAUUAAAGGG
Trichoderma atroviride IMI 206040 is the source of this 922-nucleotide messenger RNA. Lineage: Eukaryota; Fungi; Ascomycota; Sordariomycetes; Hypocreales; Hypocreaceae. The record is from RefSeq and is a predicted model, not a curated record.